AAAAAAAAAAAAAGAGCGGGCUUUUUUCCUUUUCUGCGAAAAUUGAACCCUCCCGAAAUGGUAAUGAUGUCACUGUUGUCUCUUUCGUGCUUUUUGCCUCACGCUUUUUUGACGUCCAAUCCUUUACAUGGACAUUCAACCACCAAGUAAACGAUUUCCUCGGAAUGCCACGCCUACAUAUUCCCACAGCAGUGAAAAUACCCGUGCACACUUUUCCACGUCGCCGCAAUCGUUUGAUAACAGUAUGCUCCGAUUCCAAUCGGAUCUCGAUCAACUGACACGGUCGCCUUCCGCCUACAGUGAGAUCGAAGUCAUUCUAGACGAUGGUAGCGUUCAGAAACGGACAGUUUCGCUGUCCACUAUACCCGACUCGCCCGUCGCCGAAGAGAACGAAAGACCGACCUUGAGAGAUAUGGAUGACAGUACGGCAACCACUGGCCUCCUUUCAAAUACAAGCAACGGCACCUAUGGUAGUAUAGACACCCGAAGUGAUUCCUCUACCGAACCGAGUAAUGCUUCCGAAGGAUCAGAUGAUUGCGCGACCAACGAAAAUUGCCGCCAUUCACGGAUCAAAUUGCCAAAACCGUCUCGAUCCACUUUUCGAAAACAAUGGCAUCGUCUGUGCAACAAAAUCCGCAGCCGUACUCAUUUGUCUUAUGCAUCGCGUAUGGUUUUGAAAUGCAGCUUUGCUUAUUUUCUGGCAUCAUUGUUUACAUUCAUCCCUUGGCUCAACGCGUCGAUCGGUCAUAACCGUACAUCCAGCCAUCUCGUCGCAACAGCCACGGUGUUUUUCAAUCCUGCAAAAACACUAGGCGGCAUGGUUGAAGCGGCAACCUAUGGCCUAAGCUAUCUCAUGUUUGCCGUCUGCAUUUGUCUCGGCUCCAUGAUCACCACCGACUUUUUUAUCGAUCGCGACUAUUACAAUACGGCUCAUGUAAUCUCGCUCUUCUUUUGGUUAGCCGGUGCCACUUACAUUGUCUCGUUUCUCAAAGCACAUUGGAACAAGCCUCCGGUGGCUACAGCCUCCAGUCUGUGCUUCAUUAUUAUUUUUAUUAUUGUUGUACGUGAAGGUUCGGCCAAUCGCGGGGAUUUCGAUGCAACGCGUAUCCAGCAGAUUACCUCUGCCGUAGCCACCGGAACACUUAUCACUCUUGCUUGUUGCGUCGUAUUUUGGCCAGUCUCAGCCUGCAAAAAACUCGGGAAAGAUCUGGAAACCUCGCUUCAGUCUUACAGAGUUCUGCUCAAGCUACUUGUCAAGACGUUCAUAUUAGACGAUGAUUUACCAGAAUUUCAAGCCAACAAGACACUGCAAGCAGCGAUCGAGUCGCAUCAAGCCAGUUUUACCGCUCUACAGAAAUCGUUGCAAGAAGCGAAACUGGAGAGUUGGAACGAGAGUGUACGGUAUCACGCCAAAGACUAUGAUCGGAUUGUGGAAAGUAUGCAACGGCUUGCUCAAUAUAUUGGUGGUCUGCGAAGCAGCUGUGGUUUGCAGUUUGAACAUAUGACGAGCCGCCACACACAGGGACAAACCAGCCCAAAGUUGAAUCGAUCCUUUACAAGUGCCGACACGUGGAAUGUCAGAGCAGGAUUCCGUCGAAGAAAACUCCAAGAUAAUCUUCGCCGACAAAGAACAGCAGUCGGUCCUGUUAUACCCCGAUCCGUCACUGCUGAAGACGCCCUGUCAAGUACUGCCCCAUCGCCUCGCAAACAAACACUGGAUGACGAUUCGCUGCCAACCUUUAUCGCGACAAUUCGAAAACCUCUAAAGUCGCUAGCCUAUACUUGCAAACAGACCAUCAUCCGCAUGCAAACCAUUUUUUCAUCGACUGCUUCCGCGGAGAGUAUGAGCAGUGACGCUUUCGAGCUUUCCAAAACGAAUUUAAAAAAAGCGAUUGACUUAUUCGAGAAAGCCGAAAAGGCGGCCGUGAUCAAACUGAGAAAACGACAAGUACGACAAGAGACGGGGGAUGACAAUAACCUACAAUUGACCCUUGGCGAAGAUAUUUUUCUUGUCUAUUUCUUUAUUUUCAACGUGAUUGAGUUUGCAAAGGAACUCAUCACUUUGGUGGAAGCUGUGGAACGGUUGUGUGCCCCCGCUGAAAACCAGCACUCAUGGUUGUCUUGGCUUUGUUGGCAGGGGCCCAAGGAUCAGUUAUCCGAUAUGCGACGCGAAAGGCAAACGACCUUUGAUCAUUUCAAACCAAACGAGCGCCACGCAACAGAUACACUGCAUACCCCUACGCCUAAAACGAAACUGCGGGCGGCCCUCAUCCGUGCUUGGAAAACAUUCUCCCUUUUCAAGACCCAAAAGGUACGAUAUGCAACCAAAGCAUGUAUUGCGGCAAUCAUUCUCGCAACGCCCGCCUUUUUGGAAUCGACGGGUCCGGCCUUUCGCGAAUGGCGUAUGGAAUGGGCUCUUAUUACCCUGAUGGUGGUCAUGACGCCUACGGUGGGAGGAACGAAUGUGGUGGCUAUUUAUCGUGUUUUUUCCACCAUUUUGGGCUGUUGCAUGGCAGCCAUAUUCUACGCUUUAUUUCCUGCCAACAUAUUUGUCUUGCCGGUGCUCACUUGGCUAUUCUCCAUUCCAAAUUUCUGGGUGAUUUUGAACCAUAAGCACGGAAAAUUCGGCCAAUUCACUCUGCUGGCGUACAAUCUGGUCAUGUUGAACAAGUACAAUGAUCGCGACAUCAACACGAUUAGCGUAUGGCUCUUGGCAUGGCAACGUUGUAUGGCGAUCCUGGUGGGAGUCUUUGUUGGACUGGUAGCUACUGCUUAUGUCUGGCCGUAUGAAGCACGCGUUGAGUUGCGAAAAGGCCUGUCAGAUUUCUUGCUGCGGCUCGCGUGGCUGUAUCAGAAACUGGUCUCCAUCCAUUUGGGCCGUCGGUCCAAUCCAAACACGAUUUUUACCGAAUUCUUUGAAGACAAUGCGCGAGUGCAACAUUUGACAUUGGACCGUCAACGCGAGCUUGUCACGGAAACUUUUAUGGAUCUUGAGUUGAGUUUGCAACGCUCUCUGUCGGAACUACGAGCUUUGUUGGCUCAGACACCCAACGAACCACGGCUGAAAGGACCGUUUCCGGUGGGCGCGUACCGUGCAAUGUUGGAUUCGUGUCAAAAUAUUAUUGACAAGUUCCUGUCGAUGCGUAUCACAGUGCUAAAAGAUAUUUGGGCAACGGAAAUUCGUGGCAAUCUUGUGAUGCCUGUGAAUCAACAACGACGUGAAAUGGUAGGAAACGUGUUGCUGUAUUUCUACCUGUUGGCUUCCGCGCUGCGACUCAAGACGCCCCUACCCCCUUACUUUCCUCCGGCUCGUAAAGCCUGGCAAUCCCUCUUGGUGCGAAUGCGCGAAUUACCGGCGUUGCAAUCAGAACAAUCACUGGAAAAAGAUAACGUCUACAUUGUUUACUACGCCUAUGUGACCAUGAUGGAGGAUAUUAUCCGUGAACUGGACAAGGUAAAAUCAUUAUUCGUACGUUAACAAAUGGCCUGAUGCUCAAUUUUUUGAACCUUCAUGUAGAUGGGGGACCAAAUGUCACAGCUGUUUGGCUCCUUGGUGCCUGCAGAUCAAUGGGAGGAUCUCUUUGAAGCAUGGGACACCGAGAGCGCAUGAAAUUAUAUUAAGAACAAGUCACUGUCUGAUUUAUGGUUCACGACCUUGCCAAAAGCUGAUCUUGUUGCCUGUCAACUCGAUGAAGCCCCAACAAGGCCAAAAGUGAUUACGGUCUUUGUGCAACAUACUCC
Molecule: messenger RNA, 3741 nt
Organism: Radiomyces spectabilis
Lineage: Eukaryota; Fungi; Mucoromycota; Mucoromycetes; Mucorales; Radiomycetaceae
Product: Fusaric acid resistance protein-like-domain-containing protein
Exons: 7
Coding region: 128-3478 (1116 amino acids)
Source: RefSeq, a predicted model, not a curated record